Messenger RNA from Cydia fagiglandana, 688 nucleotides. RefSeq lists its product as uncharacterized. The transcript is spliced from 3 exons. The annotation marks the transcript as partial. NCBI's taxonomy places the organism in Eukaryota, Metazoa, Arthropoda, Insecta, Lepidoptera, Tortricidae. The record is from RefSeq and is a predicted model, not a curated record.
AAUUGCAUUAAAAGCAAAUGAUUAUAUUUGCCAUCUUCAUUUUAAAGAAGAAAAUAUAAAUAUGUACGAAAAGUUAACUAUUAAAGGAGAGCUCAAAUAUAUUCCUACACAAAGAAAAACGCUUAAGGAAGAAGCUGUGCCCACGAUUGAGCAUCAGUUUAUUCCCAUUCCCGAACAUGAACUCCAAGCCAAUACUAUUCACAUAGAGGAAUCUUUCGAACCAUACCCCAAUCAACUUAAGGACGAGCAGCAACAACAAAUCAAUGCCGAGCAACAGGAAUUAUCAGAAGAUCAAAAUGAUUCUAAUAAUUUAAUGGAUUAUGAAAUGAUACAACAGGACUUUGCGGAACCAUUGUUUAGUCAAUAUCAGGAUACUAAUGUAACAAUUAAUCCAAUAGAGAAUUUUAAAAGUAAGUUUCGGGCAUUUUCGUUGUUGCCGCCUUUUUGGCUACAUGCAGAAAAUCCUAAUGGGCUGGAAUUUAUGCGAAUGGAUCCAAAAACUCAGAAGAUUAAACAUCAUAUACGUUUAAACGAUGAUCUAACUGUCACUGUAAUUUUUCCCAAUAAUGAACAAUUGCCACUAAAGGAGAAAAUUAAUUCAUAUGACAACACCUACGAUUACUUAAAAUCGGUUGAAAGAUGGCCUUUGUGCGUUGGUACUCAGAUUGACGACAAUAAAUUUUGUAAA